Zeugodacus cucurbitae (melon fly) is the source of this 1963-nucleotide messenger RNA. RefSeq lists its product as uncharacterized. The coding region runs from base 119 to 1684 and encodes 521 amino acids. NCBI's taxonomy places the organism in Eukaryota, Metazoa, Arthropoda, Insecta, Diptera, Tephritidae. The record is from RefSeq and is a predicted model, not a curated record. Gene Ontology annotation, molecular function: protein binding. The transcript is spliced from 4 exons.
UCAACUUCGAAUUUUUUAUCCAUUACCGACUUCUAAUAUCUCACUAGUUUUCUUAUUUACCACUAAGUAUUUGAUUUUUUAUUUCCACGCAUAUUUAGUUUAAUUUUAAUUAUAAAAUAUGUGUAAUAAUGAGUUGCGAAUUGAUGGCUUACCCAAAAAUCUCUCUAUACUCAAGCUUACCAAACUAUUAAAUCGUUAUAACAAGUCGUGGGAAUUAGAAGAUCUAAUACCUUUGGAAGAGUAUAUAAUAGCUAAUAUCUGUUGUAAAACAAAGGAGUCAUAUGAUUGUUUUCUUAAGUUACCUGAUUUAGUGCCAUUUUCUACGUUUCCUAAUAUACGCGUCUAUAAUGCAUCGCUAAUCCCCAAUUAUGUUGAGCAAAAUAAUCCCGAUUAUGCACCAAAUGAUAGCAUUUUCAAACUAAAUUCGGAUUGCUUGCAGUACGUCUUUGAAAAAUGCUCUCUUGGUGACCAAAUCACAUUUGCCAAAGUUUGUCGUAAAUUUCACAAAGUCAUCAUCGACAUUUUCAGUAAGAAAUUUGAUGCAAUACUUUUGUCCCACCCUACUUUUACGACGGAUUUGGCCCUAACUGAUCAAGAUAUUUGGGAUUUUUCAAUACUAAGCGGUCCAUAUGUACGAACUAUAGAAUUCAGCACUUUAUUUGCAUUGAACUUCAUAAAGGAAGUUAUCCAAAGCAAAACGGAUAAUCUAAUAGAAAAAUGCAGAAAGCAAAUUAAUAUCUGGUUCUGUCGGCAUUUAAUACAUUUUCCGCAUGUGCGUCAAGUUGAAGUACUAGGAUUCUUUUUUCUUGAUUUUACGGCUCGACAAUUGGCACGUUAUUGCCCACAACUGCGUCAAUUUCAAAUAUUAGACAUAAACACACGAUCGCUUUCAGGUAAAAACUUUCAUCUUUUUCGUCAUUUGGAAGUACUCGAACUGCCGCUUUGCACGAGUCUGGAGCCAAAAUAUAUGCUUAAGAUUUGUAAAAAACUGAAGUUAAAGGAAUUAUAUAUUGUUGAGAAUAGACGACUGAUGUAUGCGCCUAUUUUAAAGCAGAUGUUUGCUUUGCAAUUCUCAUCAUUGACAAUUCUUUGGAUAAGUGCUCUUGCAGAUCAACGGGUGGUAUCCGCUAUUUUAGAGCUACCACAUUUGGAAAAAUUGAAAUUUUAUUGGAUAGAUAAUUAUGUGAGUUUUGAAAAAGUGCUAUUUAAGGAACUUUUACGUCUACGCCAAAAUUCAUUGUUUGCAAUGGGCUGGGAAAGUGAGCCGCCCUUUUUGAUGAAUGAAUCGUUUGUGAAUUGGGAUCCGUACGAGUAUGAACUGAGGCGUGAGGAAGUUUCUAUUAAUGGCUGUGCUUGGAAAUGUUUUGCAGAUUAUCCAGAGUGGAUAAAUUUGUUAACCGGUUGCACCAAACUCGAAACAAUGAGCUUCCUCUAUAGCCGUAUUCUAACGAAGGAACAGAUUUUGGCAUUACCAAGAAUGUGUAAGACAUUGGAAAAUGUUCAAAUUGUUGGCAGUCGUCAAGAGUUUGAUGAUGACGUCUUGAAAGAGUGGAAGGAGCAAACGAGACCCAGCUGUCAGUUAUGCAUUGAAGGUAUCAACUGGUGUGAGGUGAAGGCACUGGAAAACAAAGAACAUGCUGAAAGAGAUCGACUUUAUCGCAGCAUACGAUGCAAUUUCAAAUAAGCACGCAAUCAGUUCCAGAAAUAUUAAAAUCCGAAUGCAGGCAAUGCCACAAACUAUUUUCCAGAUUUAUAUACAUAUAUCACUGAGCUGCAAUGAAUGUACAACAAAAAUUUAAGCAGCAGCUUAACCAAAUGCUCUCAUUGUUAUGUCUGCCAUAUAAUUAUUGUUAUUGUAUUUAUUAUAUCUUUAUAUUGUUAUUUAUAUUUUAUAAUUUAUGUUUGAAAAUGUUGAAAAUAUGUUUAUUUAUUAAAUUAUUCCACACUGAGAAGAAACAAAAUA